AUGUCGGCGUUGAGGCGCUCGGGCUACGGCCCCAGUGACGGUCCUUCGUAUGGCCGCUUCUACGGGCCCGGGGGUGGAGAUGUGCCCAUGCACCCACCUCCGCCCUUGUAUACUCCUCGCCCUGAACCUCCUCAGCCUCCCAUUUCCUGGCGGGUGCGCGGGGGCGGCCCUGCUGAGACCACCUGGCCGGGAGAAGGCGGAGGAGGCGAUGGCUACUAUCCCUCUGCAGGCGCCUGGUCAGAAACGGGUCGAGCUGGAGGAAACCACCAGGACCAGCCACCAUAUUCUAGCUACAAUUCUAACUAUUGGAAUUCUCCUGCACGACCUAGGGCUCCAUACCCAAGUACAUAUCCCGUAAGACCGGAAAUGCAAGGCCAGAGUUUGAAUUCUUAUACAAAUGGAGUAUAUGGCUCACCAUACCCCACCGGUCCUGCAACAAAUACUGCCUCAUACUCUGGGGCAUAUUACACACCGGGAUAUACUCAGACCAGUUACUCCCCAGAGAUUCCAAGCACUUAUCGUUCACCCGGCAACAGCCCAGCCCCAGUCUCUCGUUGGCUGUAUCCUCAGCAGGACUGCCAGACUGAAGCAGCCCCUCUUAGGGGGCAGGUUCCAGGAUAUCCUGCUUCACAGAACCCUGGAAUGACCCUGCCUCAUUAUCCUUACGGGGAUGGUAAUCGUAGUGUUCCACAACCAGGACCAACUGUACGACCCCAAGAGGACUCAUGGGCUUCUCCUGGUGCUUAUGGAAUGGGAACCCGUUACCCCUGGCCUUCAGCUGCCCCCUCAGCACCACCUGGGAAUCUCUACAUGAGUGAGAGUACUUCACCAUGGCCUAGUAGCAGCUCUCCUCAGUCACCUCCUUCACCACCACCCCAUCAGCCCAAGGAUGCCUCAUACCCCUAUAGCCAAUCAGAUCAAGGCAUGAACCGGCACAACUUUCCUUGCAAUGUCCAUCAGUACGAGUCCUCGGGAACAAUGAACAAUGAUAAUUCAGAUCUUUUGGAUUCUCAAGUCCAAUAUAGUGCUGAGCCUCAGCUGUAUGGUAAUGCCACCAACGAACACCCCAGCAAUCAAGAUCAAAGUGAUAAUCUUCCUGAAGAGUGUUUAUCUUCAGAUGAAGGUACUUCCCCAAGUAUUAAAAAAAUUAUACAUGUGCUGGAGAAGGUCCAGUAUCUUGAGCAAGAAGUAGAAGAGUUCGUAGGGAAAAAGACAGACAAAGCAUACUGGCUUCUGGAAGAAAUGCUAACCAAGGAACUUUUGGAACUGGAUUCAGUUGAAACUGGGGGCCAGGACUCUGUCCGGCAGGCCAGGAAAGAGGCUGUUUGUAAAAUCCAGGCCAUCCUGGAAAAACUGGAAAAAAAAGGAUUAUGAAGGAUUUAGAACAAAGGGGAAGCCUGUUACUAACUUGACCAAAGAACUCUUGAUUUUGGUUAAUUAACCCUCUUUUUGAAAUGCUUGUUGGUGACAAGAAGCAAUACAUUCCAACUUUCCUUUGAUUAAAACUUGAAAAACUGGUAAAGGACUUGAAAGAACAUUUUAGUUAUGAGUUGUUUUCAGUUUUCAGACCAAUGAAUGUAAUAGGAAACUGUGGAGUUACCGUUAUUGCCAAGUAGACUCACUCCUUAAGAAAUUUGUGGAUAUCUACAAGCUGCUUCUUAUCAGCAGGAGGGAAACACACUUUAUGUAACAGGCUUAUCAAAAAUCUACCAGAUGAGACUGGAUAUAAUCUGAGGCAAACAGGCUCUGCUUUUUUAACCAUAUGGAUUACUUGUCACAUUUUUGUACAUUGUGACUGCUUUCAACGUACACUUCAUAUGUAAAUUACAGCUUGGACUUUAGCCUUCUUGGACCUCUGUUUUGUUUUGUUAUUUGCAGUUCACAAAUAUAGUAUUAUUCUUUA
Neomonachus schauinslandi (Hawaiian monk seal) is the source of this 1903-nucleotide messenger RNA. It is a transcript of the gene BAG4, whose product is annotated as BAG cochaperone 4. Lineage: Eukaryota; Metazoa; Chordata; Mammalia; Carnivora; Phocidae. Gene Ontology annotation, biological process: protein stabilization. The transcript is spliced from 5 exons. Gene Ontology annotation, molecular function: protein-folding chaperone binding; adenyl-nucleotide exchange factor activity. The coding region runs from base 1 to 1374 and encodes 457 amino acids. Gene Ontology annotation, cellular component: nucleus; cytoplasm; membrane. The record is from RefSeq and is a predicted model, not a curated record.